Lates calcarifer (barramundi perch) is the source of this 1977-nucleotide messenger RNA. It is a transcript of the gene hs3st1, whose product is annotated as heparan sulfate (glucosamine) 3-O-sulfotransferase 1. Gene Ontology annotation, molecular function: [heparan sulfate]-glucosamine 3-sulfotransferase activity. The record is from RefSeq and is a predicted model, not a curated record. Lineage: Eukaryota; Metazoa; Chordata; Actinopteri; Centropomidae.
CUGACAGUCAAAAACUGGGAGGACAGUCUGGAGGAGAGGCACAGCGAAAGAAGAGGCGCUCCGGUGAAGUUAUCGUCGCCACGGUCGGCAGGCGAGUUUUCCGUGCGCUCAGGGAAGACUUCACAGAGACGCGGUGCAGAGCUGGAUCAGAUACCUGCUGUUUUGGAAGUACCGAGCAGAGAGACUGAGGAACUGCGCGACAUGAAAUCUUUAUCGAGUGGACGAUUAUAGUUAGAAAAAGUUACUGCUGCUGGCAGAGAAGAGGCUUCUUUUUCAAUUGGACCAUUGUCCUGAGGCAGCUGCUCUUUCAAUGUGGGAUACAGUUUUGGUGCUUUUGCCAGGCUGAAAUCCCCCAGGGUCAGGACCUCCCUCAUGGCAGCCUUGACUCCUCGGGCUGCUGCUUUUUGCAAUGCAGUCCCCCCCCAUCCCCUCAAGACCGACGAUGGCUGACGGGGGGCCACCUUCGCCUCCCACCUCACCGCCCGUCGACAACGGCACCACCACCCACCCAAACGGGACCCUCCAGCAGCUUCCUCAGAUUAUAAUUAUUGGCGUGAGGAAGGGGGGGACGCGGGCGCUGAUUGAAAUGCUCAGUCUGCACAGCGCCGUGGCGGCGGCACAGAACGAGGUGCACUUCUUUGACUGGGAGAGCCACUUUCAGAAGGGCUUGUCUUGGUAUCUCAGCCAGAUGCCCUAUGCCUUCCCCGACCAGCUGACGGUGGAGAAGACGCCGGCCUACUUCACCUCCAGCAAAGUCCCCAAACGCAUCCAUCAGAUGAACCCUGACAUCAAGCUGCUGCUCAUCCUCAGAGACCCCACGGAGCGGGUGCUCUCGGACUACACCCAGGUCUUUUACAAUCGCCUGCAGAAGCACAAGCGCUACCAGCCCAUCGAGUCCGUGCUGGUGAAGGACGGCGAGAUCAAUCUGGGAUACAAGGCUCUCAAUCGCAGCCUGUACUAUGUGCACAUGCAGAACUGGCUGCAGUACUUCCCACUGGAGAGCAUUCACGUUGUGGACGGGGACGAGUUGAUCAGGGACCCGUUCCCUGAGAUGAAAAAGGUAGAACGAUUCCUCAAACUGGAGCCCCAGAUUAACGCUUCGAAUUUUUACUUCAAUAAAACUAAAGGAUUCUACUGUUUGAGAGAUCACGGGCGAGAGAGGUGUUUACACGACUCAAAGGGCAGGGCUCACCCUCAUGUGGCGCCCGCCAUCCUGCAAAAACUCUACCAGUUCUUUCACGAACCCAACAAGAAGUUCUAUGAGCUGGUGGGUCGAACAUUCAACUGGAAAUGAACGUAGAUCUCAGUAGCUUGGCGUAUAGAGUUGCUCGGCGAUAAUCGCCACGAGCUGUCCUGUUUUCAUUACUAACAGUGUAGAUGAAGAGACAAAGCUAAUGUAAAUUUAAACUAAAUCUAUUUUUGUACUAGUACGUUUGUUAUGAUUGAGCCAAAUAUCAGGGCAGACUGCAGUUCAUGACAUGCUCUGCUGUUGCAUGUCUUAUUUUACCUUAUUCAAACAUGCAUUUUUACUGUCUUUCCAUACUGCUGGAAACACUCACUACUGCUCAGCUCGUCUGAUCAAAGCAGGCGACUUAUUAUAACAUUGAUAAUGACAUUCAGACAUUUAGACCAUGCCAGUUAAUAUGUUCCACAAAGUUAAGCACCAGGCAGUUUAAUAUUGUCAUACCCUCUUGUUUAACUUGAUAAUAUAUGACAUUAUUAACAUCUAAACUGCAUUUAGAGCUCUGAAGGACCUUUACCUGCUGCUAUGAUUUUCUCAGUUACUUUUGGGCACACGCCACAUACUGAAUAUGUAUUUGUCCUUUUUGUCACUCAAAAUGUUUCUUUAUGUAAGAGUCAGUUAUAUAAAUGCUCUGCGCACAUCGUAUAUAUUUGCCGAUCAUUAUGGUGUACUGUAAAUAGAUUUUUUUUUAAAGUGAAGAAUUAAUACCAUAAUAAAGAUGUAUUUUAUUUUUA